Molecule: messenger RNA, 5172 nt
Organism: Symbiodinium natans
Lineage: Eukaryota; Dinophyceae; Suessiales; Symbiodiniaceae
Source: the annotation of a GenBank genome assembly
AUGCCUUGCUUUCGGGAGGCCUUCUCCGUGUACCUGGCAGAUGAUGCCUCCGGAAGCAACGAGAGCUUUGUGGCCUCGACAAGCUCAAAUGAUUUGCAGCUUACCAUUCCGGCGGGCACGCGCGCCGGUGGUCGGUCUUUUUUGCUCGUCUACUGCGAGAACGCACUUGGCCGGGCCACGUCGGGUGCCAGUGUCCACUUCUCCGAUUGGGCCCUCAGCUUGCCCUCCACGACCACGUCCCUAGCAACCACAACAACAUCUUCACAGAGCCUCACGAACACAGUGCUGACCAGUAGGACGUCGACAUCAUCCCGCGCAUUUCUGAGCAGCUCCACAACUUCCUACACAUCCACGACCGCAACGUCGACAAGGCAAACGAGCUCAAGCUUGUCAGUCCUGGUCAGCACAACUACCUUCACUUCCAGCACAACAAACGGUGCUACUCUUCAAUUGCACACCAGCACCACCAACACCGUCACAACGUUUGACCCACUCCUCACUUUUGGCAAUCUGUCCUUCAUAGACUUGGGCUCUGAAGCGUACCAGCUAAAUGGCACUUUUGCUUGGACACCACCAGCAAACACGUCGGAAUAUUUGCACUACAGCGUGUGGCUUCUCACAAGGAAGGACUACUCCACAUCUGUGUAUGAGAUCUUCUUGACCGGAAGCCAGGUGAACGACCCAUCCACACCAGAAGGAGAUGUGCCACUGGGGAAACACGAACUUACCUUCACGCAAACGCGCGACUUGGGUUCCAAUGGUUAUGCCCAGUACUUCGCGGUGAUUCCGAACCGCAAGGAUAAUGACAUGGUCACGUCCUUCAACGAGGCAGGUUUCCUGAGCAUCGUGGACUUUCCGCUCAUGAGUUUAGGAGCACUACAAGUUCAGUCCGUCACGUUCUCGGACGAGGACAGCGUCGCAACAUACAUUGGAGGGCAAGUGACGUGGACUCGCCAAGACAACGUGGACUACGGAUUUGUGGAGGCCUUCUCCGUGUACCUGGCAGAUGAUGCCUCCGGAAGCAACGAGAGCUUUGUGGCCUCGACAAGCUCAAAUGAUUUGCAGCUUGCCAUUCCGGCGGGCACGCACGCCGGUGGUCGGUCUUUUUUGCUCGUCUACUGCGAGAACGCACUUGGCCGGGCCACGUCGGGUGCCAGUGUCCACUUCUCCGAUUGGGCCUUCAGCUUGCCAUCCACAACCGGGACAGGUACCACGUCUGCUGAGACCACACAGACAAGCAGCACUAGCCAGGGCAUGGUCUCCACGUCCACGCAAGCAGAUGAGCUGGGCAGUGAGAACACUUUCGGCAAUCUGUCCUUCAUAGACUUGGGCUCUGAAGCGUACCAGCUAAAUGGCACUUUUGCUUGGACACCACCAGCAAACACGUCGGAAUAUUUGCACUACAGCGUGUGGCUUCUCACAAGGAAGGACUACUCCACAUCUGUGUAUGAGAUCUUCUUGACCGGAAGCCAGGUGAACGACCCAUCCACACCAGAAGGAGAUGUGCCACUGGGGAAACACGAACUUACCUUCACGCAAACGCGCGACUUGGGUUCCAAUGGUUAUGCCCAGUACUUCGCGGUGAUUCCGAACCGCAAGGAUAAUGACACGGUCAUGUCGUUCAACGAGGCAGGUUUCCUGAGCAUCGUGGACUUUCCGCUCAUGAGUUUAGGAGCACUACAAGUUCAGUCCGUCACGUUCUCGGACGAGGACAGCGUCGCAACAUACAUUGGAGGGCAAGUGACGUGGACUCGCCAAGACAACGUGGACUACGGAUUUGUGGAGGCCUUCUCCGUGUACCUGGCAGAUGAUGCCUCCGGAAGCAACGAGAGCUUUGUGGCCUCGACAAGCUCAAAUGAUUUGCGGCUUGCCAUUCCGGCGGGCACGCACGCCGGUGGUCGGUCUUUUUUGCUCGUCUACUGCGACAACGCACUUGGCCGGGCCACGUCGGGUGCCAGUGUCCACUUCUCCGAUUGGGCCUUCAGCUUGCCAUCCACAACCGGGACAGGUACCACGUCUGCUGAGACCACACAGACAAGCAGCACUAGCCAGGGCAUGGUUUCCACGUCCACGCAAGCAGAUGAGCUGGGCAGUGAGAACACUUUCGGCAAUCUGUCCUUCAUAGACUUGGGCGCUGAAGCCUACCAGCUAAAUGGCACUUUUGCUUGGACACCACCAGCAAACACGUCGGAAUAUUUGCACUACAGCGUGUGGCUUCUCACAAGGAAGGACUACUCCACAUCUGUGUAUGAGAUCUUCUUGACCGGAAGCCAGGUGAACGACCCAUCCACACCAGAAGGAGAUGUGCCACUGGGGAAACACGAACUUACCUUCAUGCAAACGCGCGACUUGGGUUCCAAUGGUUAUGCCCAGUACUUCGCGGUGAUUCCGAACCGCAAGGAUAAUGACACGGUCAUGUCGUUCAACGAGGCAGGUUUCCUGAGCAUCGUGGACUUUCCGCUCAUGAGUUUAGGAGCACUACAAGUUCAGUCCGUCACGUUCUCGGACGAGGACAGCGUCGCGACAUACAUUGGAGGGCAAGUGACGUGGACUCGCCAAGACAACGUGGACUACGGAUUUGUGGAGGCCUUCUCCGUGUACCUGGCAGAUGAUGCCUCCGGAAGCAACGAGAGCUUUGUGGCCUCGACAAGCUCAAAUGAUUUGCGGCUUGCCAUUCCGGCGGGCACGCACGCCGGUGGUCGGUCUUUUUUGCUCGUCUACUGCGAGAACGCACUUGGCCGGGCCACGUCGGGUGCCAGUGUCCACUUCUCCGAUUGGGCCUUCAGCUUGCCAUCCACAACCGGGACAGGUACCACGUCUGCUGAGACCACACAGACAAGCAGCACCAGCGAGGGCAUGGUCUCCACGUCCACGCAAGCAGAUGGGCUGGGCAGUGAGAACACUUUCGGCGAUCUGUCCUUCAUCGACCUGGGCGCUGAAGCCUACCAGCUAAAUGGCACUUUUGCUUGGACACCACCAGCAAACACGUCGGAAUAUUUGCACUACAGCGUGUGGCUUCUCACAAGGAAGGACUACUCCACAUCUGUGUAUGAGAUCUUCUUGACCGGAAGCCAGGUGAACGACCCAUCGACACCAGAAGGAGAUGUGCCACUGGGGAAACACGAACUUACCUUCACGCAAUCGCGCGACUUGGGUUCCAAUGGUUAUGCCCAGUACUUCGCGGUGAUUCCGAACCGCAAGGAUAAUGACAUGGUCACGUCCUUCAACGAGGCAGGUUUCCUGAGCAUCGUGGACUUUCCGCUCAUGAGUUUAGGAGCACUACAAGUUCAGUCCGUCACGUUCUCGGACGAGGACAGCGUCGCAACAUACAUUGGAGGGCAAGUGACGUGGACUCGCCAAGACAACGUGGACUACGGAUUUGUGGAGGCCUUCUCCGUGUACCUGGCAGAUGAUGCCUCCGGAAGCAACGAGAGCUUUGUGGCCUCGACAAGCUCAAAUGAUUUGCGGCUUGCCAUUCCGGCGGGCACGCACGCCGGUGGUCGGUCUUUUUUGCUCGUCUACUGCGAGAACGCACUUGGCCGGGCCACGUCGGGUGCCAGUGUCCACUUCUCCGAUUGGGCCCUCAGCUUGCCAUCCACAACCGGGACAGGUACCACGUCUGCUGAGACCACACAGACAAGCAGCACUAGCCAGGGCAUGGUCUCCACGUCCACGCAAGCAGAUGAACUGGGCAGUGAGAACACUUUCGGCAAUCUGUCCUUCAUAGACUUGGGCGCUGAAGCCUACCAGCUAAAUGGCACUUUUGCUUGGACACCACCAGCAAACACGUCGGAAUAUUUGCACUACAGCGUGUGGCUUCUGACAAGGAAGGACUACUCCUCAUCUGUGUAUGAGAUCUUCUUGACCGGAAGCCAGGUGAACGACCCAUCGACACCAGAAGGAGAUGUGCCACUGGGGAAACACGAACUUACCUUUGCGCAAUCGCGCGACUUGGGUUCCAAUGGUUAUGCCCAGUACUUCGCGGUGAUUCCGAACCGCAAGGAUAAUGACAUGGUCACGUCCUUCAACGAGGCAGGUUUCCUGAGCAUCGUGGACUUUCCGCUCAUGAGUUUAGGAGCACUACAAGUUCAGUCCGUCACGUUCUCGGACGAGGACAGCGUCGCAACAUACAUUGGAGGGCAAGUGGCGUGGACUCGCCAAGACAACGUGGACUACGGAUUUGUGGAGGCCUUCUCCGUGUACCUGGCAGAUGAUGCCUCCGGAAGCAACGAGAGCUUUGUGGCCUCGACAAGCUCAAAUGAUUUGCGGCUUGCCAUUCCGGCGGGCACGCACGCCGGUGGUCGGUCUUUUUUGCUCGUCUACUGCGAGAACGCACUUGGCCGGGCCACGUCGGGUGCCAGUGUCCACUUCUCCGAUUGGGCCCUCAGCUUGCCAUCCACAACCGGGACGAGACCCGAUGCAGAGCGGGAGCCUGAGAAGAGAGGGGAGAAAGAGCACGAGCACAAAAGCGACGUCUACUGCUUUAAUUGUUUUCGCAGCGACAGGACCUUCACUUCAACUCAGAGUACCUCAACUGCCGCAAUCGCGACCACCUUCGAAGGAGGGGACGACCAGAUGGCAGCCUCAAGUGUGGCCAUCGUCAUCAUGGGCGUUGUGGGCUGUGUGGCCGGCAUCCUAUGCCUCCUGCCCGCCUGCGGGUUGGCCUAUGGCAUCAAGGAGGGCCGGGCCCAAGCCCAAGGACAUGGAGCCCGCGCUGCCCGUAGUGCCCGCGGCGAGCGGGAGCGCCGAAAGGCGGUGGAGACGACCCGAGUCGAGGCCUGGAAAGAGGCGGCGCCAAAGGCAGUGCCAGCACAGAACACGCUCCAAGGUUUGCGCGGUGGGCGCGCCGUACAUGCCCUGCGUCGCGCGCUGACCCGGUCCCAGCGCACACAGCAGCGACUGGACCUGCAGAACCUGGGCUUCGGCACUUACCUCCCGUCAGGCGCAUCGGGCGCACGUGCUGCACAUGCGCAGCCCGAGGCGGAGCCCGAGGUGAGCGGGGAGGAUGCGGAGGCCUGGGCCUGGACCUUGCGGAAUGCCGGCCGGGCGCGCGAGGCGAGAGCGUGGCCGGAGCCCCACACAGAGCCCCGCCGGGGGCGCACCAUGCGGCCGAUAGGUGGGCCGAUGGCUGGAUGCGAGCUGGAGAUGGAUCUGAGCUUGUUGGAUGCAUAG